CCAUCAUAUCAUCAUAUUAUCGUCUGUGUCUUCUCUUUGGCUCACUAUCUAAGAAACCCUAAUUUAUUCUAUAAAAAUGGCUAUUGACAUGAGUCUUUCCUUCGCUUAUCCAUUUGUGAGUCUCGACCUUUGUCUCAGCAUUGUCCUCUUCAUCUCCCUUUUCGUUUUCUGGUUAACACCAGGUGGCUUUGCUUGGGCACUAUACAAAGCUCGUUUCCACACCCGACCAGAAUCCAAAACCCUACCCGCCAUUCCUGGCCCGUCUGGUCUCCCCAUCAUUGGCCUCCUCUUAGCCUUCGUUAACAACGCCUUGACACACAGAAUCCUCGCCAAUAUCGCUAACUCUUGCAAAGCAAAAGCUCUCAUGGCGUUCUCGGUCGGGUCUACCCGGUUUGUGAUAACUAGCGAACCGGGGACGGCCAAAGAGAUCUUAAACAGCUCGGCUUUCGCGGACCGGCCUGUGAAAGAGUCGGCUUACGAGCUGCUUUUUCAUAGAGCUAUGGGGUUUGCUCCAUUUGGUGAUUACUGGAGAGAGCUGAGGAGAAUCUCUUAUACUCAUCUCUUUAGUCCUAAGAGGAUCUCCUCUUUCGGAGAAUCACGUCGAAUAAUCGGGGAAAAUAUGGUAGGAGAGAUCAAGAACGCAAUCAAAAGUUAUGGAGAAGUGCAUGUCAAACGAAUCUUGCAUUUUGGAUCACUUAACAACGUGAUGUCUAGCGUUUUCGGCAAAACAUAUGACUUCAACGAUGGUAGUAUCGUUAACUCGAAGUUGGAGCAUUUGGUAUCCGAAGGCUAUGAGCUUCUUGGAAUAUUCAACUGGAGUGAUCAUUUCCCGGGAAUGAGGUGGUUAGAUUUACAAGGCGUAAGGAGAAGAUGCCGUAGCUUGGUCGGUAAGGUGAAUGUGUUUGUCGGAAAUAUUAUCGAGGAGCACAAAUCAAAGAGGUCUCUUCGUGAUAAUAAAGAAGAAAAGGGCACUAAUGAUGAUGACUUUGUUGAUGUCUUACUUGGCAUGCAAGGCAACAUCAAACUUUCAGACUCUGACAUGAUUGCCGUCCUUUGGGAAAUGAUUUUUAGGGGAACAGACACCGUGGCGAUUCUAUUGGAAUGGAUCCUUGCGAGGAUGAUUCUUCACCCUGACAUUCAAGCCAAGGCGCAGGCCGAGAUCGAUGCCAUCGAGGGUGAAAUGGGACGCCAAGUCUCAGACUCAGACCUCUCCAAGCUUCCAUACAUUCGUGCCAUCGUCAAGGAAACCCUAAGGAUGCACCCACCUGGUCCUCUCCUCUCAUGGGCUCGUCUCUCUAUUCACGACACUCAAAUUGGGACCCACUUUAUCCCCGCUGGGACCACUGCCAUGGUUAACAUGUGGGCGAUAACCCAUGAUGAAAAGGUCUGGCCGGAGGCUCAUGAGUAUAAGCCAGAGAGGUUUCUUGGUUCACAAGAAAGUGAUAACUUUCCCAUUAUGGGAUCUGAUUUGAGGCUUGCUCCCUUUGGUGCUGGACGUAGGGUCUGUCCUGGUAAGUCUAUGGGUAUAGCUACUGUGGAGUUAUGGCUGGCUCAGUUGCUAGGUAGCUUCAAGUGGGUUCCCUGUGGUGAAGUAGAUUUGAGCGAGACUUUGAAGCUCUCACUGGAGAUGAAGAACUCUCUUGUUUGUAAGGCAAUUCCUAGGGUUUAAUAAGUGUUUUGUUGGCUUUCAAACUAUGCCAUUUUAUAUCUCUCUCGGUUUUGUUUGAUUUACCGUGGGAGAUAUCUAAUUACUGCCCUUUUAUUUUCUGUCACUAGCUACAUCUAAAUAAAUUAGUCUAAAAAGUUUCUACCGUGUUUAAGUAUCAGAAUUCCAAUAAGAAAGUUUGUUUCAAAUUAUUAUAUUUUCUCAUUCUAUCAAGUUUUAUUGACCAAAUAUGUUGUAAUAUUUUCUCAUGCAAUUAAUACCAAAAUGUUCAUUUACGUAAACUUGUUACAUUUUACUCGGAAAUAUAUACUUUAGUUUUACAAUUUUUAGAAUUUUAAGUAUUUGAAUAAAUUCAACAUUAAAAUGUCUUGUUGAGGAAAUCUAAACCAUAAUUUGGAAAAGGGUAAUCAUGGUUUGUUAGUUUUGUUUGAAAUUUAUUUAGUAAAAACAAGAACUUUUCACAUAAAGUUACAUUAGUUUGGAGUUUCAGAUUUGGUUUACUAGGUUUGGAACAAAAACUAAUUUUGAAAUGUUUUAUGCUAUUCUCUAUAUAGGUUGUAUAUAUCUCUUUUUCAGUCUUUUGAUAGUUUGGCUUAUUGUUGUGGUUUUUGUUUGCUAACAAAUCAUGUACUUAUGUUACAACGUAACUAGGAGUUAACAAAUACAGUG
Molecule: messenger RNA, 2335 nt
Organism: Brassica napus (rape)
Lineage: Eukaryota; Viridiplantae; Streptophyta; Magnoliopsida; Brassicales; Brassicaceae
Product: cytochrome P450 78A5
Exons: 2
Coding region: 77-1669 (530 amino acids)
Molecular function (GO): monooxygenase activity; oxidoreductase activity, acting on paired donors, with incorporation or reduction of molecular oxygen; iron ion binding
Source: RefSeq, a predicted model, not a curated record